Leptonychotes weddellii (Weddell seal) is the source of this 1576-nucleotide messenger RNA. NCBI's taxonomy places the organism in Eukaryota, Metazoa, Chordata, Mammalia, Carnivora, Phocidae. The record is from RefSeq and is a predicted model, not a curated record.
AUCUGCCUCCACCCCCACCCAACACUUCCGCCCAACUCUAGUUCUGCGCAGUCUCCUGGAAUUAUUUGCCGUCUCUAUGGCAACCCGGUAGCUGGUGCCUGAAGAUGGAGACCACCGAGUCUACCAAGGGAUCGCGGUCUCGAUCUUUGGACAUACAGCCUGGUGCUGGAGGGCUCAGGUCUGCUUCAGAACCGUUUCCUUCGGAUGGCCGUCCUGGGUCGGUCUUGGCAGCCGCCAUCACUGCAGCUGCAGCCGCCUCCACCGCCAAAACUGAUGCGUUAUCUUCGAAGACCCUAGCGCGCUACUCUGAGCCGAGCGUUCUCCUGGACCGCUCCUCUGACAGUCUUCCUGGGGAGCCCUGCACUGGAGCCAGCUUUACCCACAAGACAGGCCAUAGGAGACUUGGCUUUGAGCCUGUCUAUGUUUCCCGUUUCACCCAGGAUCCCUGUACUACAAAUGACCUUAGCUCUAGUCCUGGCCCUGCUCCUGGCUCCGGUUCUGGUCCUGGCCAUGGCUCUGGCCCUGGCUGUGACUCUGGUCAAGGCACUGGUCCUGGUUCUGGCCCUGGUCCUGCCACUGACUCUGGGCCUAGUCCAGACGGUGGCCAUGACCCUGAGCUCAGCCCCUCCAAUCUCCCAAGCUUCAGAAACCUCAGGGCAGAGCUGGUCCCUAAUUAUGCCUCCUGGAAUCACUACUGCCACUGGGAACCUCGGAAACAACCCUGGAAAUUUUUGCAAGUCUCAGAACCUGGUGCCCGAGGGCAAUGGAAGACCCCCCAGGUUGAAGGGAACUGUAAGGUUCUCAGUGAAACAUUGCCACGGGGCCACUGCCUUCUCUACAACUGGGAGGAGGAGAGAGCCACCAACCACCUGGAUCAAGUUCCAAGUAUGCAGGAUGGCUCUGAGAGUUUCUUCUUCCGACAUGGACACCAGGGACUGCUGACCCUGCAGCCACAGUCACCCAUGUCCUUCAGCACCACCCAGAAAGACUCAUACCAGCCCCCACGAAACUACUAUCAGCCAAUUCGAGGAAAGCGUGAAGCCAUGAUGGAGAUGCUCCUGCACCAUCAGAUCUGGUUUUCUCCCUUACAGCCUCAUGACUACCGUCAGGAGCAGCCUGAAACCUUCUGGAUGCAGAGGGCCCCACAGCUACCGGUGUGUGAGGGUGUUGGGAGUGCGGGAGAAGAAGGAGGGGAAGAGGCUCUUCUGUUCCAGCUUGGCGCAGAGCAGGAUCUGUCCUCAUUCUGGCCCUCCUCCAGGGUGUCAGUAACAUCAAGACACUGGACACGCCAUUCCGGAAGAACUGCAGUUUCUCAACACCAGUGCCUUUGUCUCUGGGGCAGCCUUUGCCCUAUGAACCUGAGAAUUAUUCCCACCAACUGGGAGAAAGAUCUUCCCUUGCCUGUCAGGGAGAACAGGGUGGUGAAAUGCGUAGAACCACUAUCUAAGGGUUGAGGAGGGAAGAGGGAUGUGGAAUAUGGAAUCUAUUUCCGUCUGUACUGGAGAGGUGGGAAGGAAGUACAUUCUGUCUGUACUUGGUGAAGGGGCUUUCCAUAAAGGGUUCUCUCUUGUCCUGA